Molecule: messenger RNA, 665 nt
Organism: Closterium sp. NIES-67
Lineage: Eukaryota; Viridiplantae; Streptophyta; Zygnematophyceae; Desmidiales; Closteriaceae
Source: the annotation of a GenBank genome assembly
UAUUUCUUGGCGGGCAGCCCGGCAAGAAAUACGCAAAAAACGGUGCGACAAAUUUGCGACAUGACGAAACCCCACAGGGAUUUCGUCAUGUCGCAAACCGAAAUUUGGCUUUUCAAAUCGUCAACCCAACCCCUUCGCCCCUCCCAACCACACAGCAUCCCACCCAAUCUGCGACUUCCAAACAACACCCAAAGAAAUCUCCUUCCUCUCCCUCUCUACUCUACUCCAGCAGGGUUCAACGCAGUUCACUCCUACGACGAAAUCAGGGUACAAGUAAACUGGCGCGCUAACUUCAGUCAUUUCUUCUUCCAAGCUAGCGCGACUAGCUAGCUGGUUUUUUAGCGACUGUUGCUAUGUCGAACCCUCCACCUAGUCCUGGUUCCCACGGAACCGACGCGGGAACCUCCUGUGCUGCGUCUUCCUCUGACGAGCUCCUGGAGAACUCCACCCACGCUAUCUUUAAGCAUUUCAAGUUUAAGCAUAAGGAGCACGGCAAGCAGCAAAAGUAUUGGUGCAAGUACUGCCCCGUAUCCUUGGUGCUCUGAACCCCCCCUCUUCCCUCCCCAAACAGGUUUUUUUUACCCCUGCCCGAGUUGUUUUUAUACCUGCCCGCCAGAGCGUAUUUCCUAGCGUAUCCAAUCCCAUAAUGAAGCGUACAGCGUAUA